Molecule: messenger RNA, 1918 nt
Organism: Wyeomyia smithii (pitcher-plant mosquito)
Lineage: Eukaryota; Metazoa; Arthropoda; Insecta; Diptera; Culicidae
Exons: 3
Coding region: 76-1767 (563 amino acids)
Cellular component (GO): extracellular region
Molecular function (GO): chitin binding
Source: RefSeq, a predicted model, not a curated record
GAUAGAAUUCCACACACCAGGUUUCACGGUUCCAGUGAACUAACAAAACGCGAUACUUGUUAACUGCAAGAAAUAAUGUACGGUCGAAUUUUCGCGGCUGUCGUGCUGCUGCUGACGAUAGCAGUGGCCAACGGUUUUCCAACAUUAUUACGUAAUGCCGAGAUCGAUUGUUCGUUGGAGGAGAAUUGGGGCAUUUUCGUAUCCCAUCCGGAUUCAUGUUCGAUGUACAAAACUUGCUUCAACGGAGGUUUAGUCAAUGGAAGCUGUCCGGACGGACUGUACUUUGAUGAGGAAACGCAGGGCUGCGAUCUGCCGGAGCGUGUGAACUGUUCCGCCGAUGACGAAGAAGAAGUGGCUCCAGGAGAGGGGAUAACAGAUGGUGAUGAAGAUGAAGAAACUCCUGGUGAUGGGGAAGUAGAAGAAACUCCAGAAGAGGAAGACACUCCCGAUGAUGAUGGUGAUGAUGAUGGUGACGAUGCAGAAGGAGAAGAAGAAGUGGAAGAAACUCCUGAGGAGGAAGAAAAUCCAGAUGAAGAAGAGACUCCUGAUGAUGACGACGAUGUAGGAGAAGAAACUCCAGAAGAGGAGGAGACUCCAGACGAAGAAGAGACUCCAGAAGAGGAAGAGACGCCUGAUGACGAUGAUGAUGAUGAUGAUGCAGAAGAAGGAACACCUGAAGAUGAGAAAGUAGAAGAAACUCCAGAGGAGGAAGAGACUCCUGAUGAUGAUGACGAGAAUGAAAAUGAAGAAACUCCUGAGGAUGAGGAUGUAGACGAAACUCCAGACGAAGAAGAGACUCCAGAAGAAGAAGAAACUCCUGAUGAUGAGGAAACACCAGAGGAUGAGGAGGUAGAAGAAACUCCAGAAGAAGAAGAGAUUCCUGAUGAUGAUGAUGACGAUGCAGAAGAAACACCGGACGAAGAAGAAGUAGAAGAGACUCCAGAAGAGGAAGAAACUCCAGACGAAGAAGGGACUCCAGAUGAUGAAGAGAUUCCAGAUGAUGGAGAAACUCCAGUAGAGGAAGAAAAUCCAGAAGAAGAGGAAACUCCGGAAGAGGGUACAGAAGAGCAGAAUCCAGAUGAAGACGAAGAAAAUGAAAAUACUCCUGCAGAAGAGGAUGAAGAUGAGGCCCCCGGAGCGGAAGUUGAUUCAGAAAAUGAUGGUGAAGAUGCCCCAGAAGUAGACUUGGUGCAACCGGAAGAACAGGAAGAAAUUCCUGGAGUGGAAGGUGAAAACUGUAAGCAUAGGGUGGCGGAUAACGGAGAUGAAGAUGAAGAUAGUGAAUCCUCGCCCGAAGAUGCAGAAAAUGAGGAGUCUUCAGAGGAUGAGCUACCAGAAGAAGAUAAUUUAAAUGAAGAUGGAGAUGAUGAUACUGUACCUGAGGAUGAGGAGAACACCUCAGUACAGGAGGAUGAGCCAGCUUCAGAAGAUGCUGAAGAAGUGAAGCCUGUCGAGGAAGGUAGAAAAAUCAAAGCCGAUGAUGAUGAUGAUGACGAUGAAAACGAUGACGACGAUGACGGGGAAGAGGAAAAUCCCGAAGAUGAAGAAGAAACUGACGAAGCGCCAGAAGAUGAGGAUGCUGAUGAAGAUCAAGAGCCGGAAGAGGAAACCCCUGAUAAUGACGACGAUGAAUCCGAACCCGAAGAUGGAGAUGAGUCACCAGAGGGAGAAGAUGAAGUACCCGAAAUUGAAGUGCCUGACAAUACUGUUCCAAUAAUUCCACCAGAGGAAGUUCCAGAAGAUGAAACUCCUGAGGAAGCGCCCUAAAAAGAUGUUCAAGCUCAGUUCGAAGUAAGGAAUUAACGUUUAAUUGCCAAUAUUUGGCAUCAAAAGUAGAAAUUAACUAAAUUAACUUCUUCAAUAUUAUAAAAAUUAAUAAACAUAUAUUUUACUCGUAAGCAAAUAUAAAACAAACAUU